GAAUGCGGCUUCGCAGCUCCUGCAGCCAGCCAGCUAGUCAGCGCCUGUGUGACGGAGAGCCGCUCAGCGAUGGUCCUGCCCGCUCUUUCGUAAACAUACCUCGGGCAACAGCAAAGCGAGCAGCAUAAUGCCGCCGAGCAAACAGGAUUUUGCGUGGCAGAGAGGCGCUGGGAUGCGGAGCCCGAGCUUCAGACUGCGCUCCUCGAUGUGCUCGGGUUUCGGGAAGCGCAGCUCCGCCAUGCUGCCCUCCGUGCUGACGUUUGCGGUGAUCGUGGCGUCCGGAGGCCUGCUUCUCAUGAUCGAGAAGGGGAUGAUCAACGGCAUGGAUCCCCCUCCACCGCGGGCGAACGGCCGGACUGCAGAUCACCGACCGCACGCCGGGCAGUACGACGCUGCAGGAGACACUGACGCUCAAAUCCUUCAGGAGAUUCGCAACCACACUAUCCGGACGGUAUGCAGCCAGAAGAACAUGCCACGUAGCGUGUGGUCUCUAGGCACGCUGCAGCGUCGCACAGUGCUGCAGCACAUCCUGGUGAACGAUGACUAUCGCUUCCUGUACUGCUACGUGCCCAAAGUGGCCUGUUCCAACUGGAAGCGGGUACUGAAAGUGCUGAGCGGCGCCCUGGACAACGUGGACGUCAACAUCAAGAUGGACCAUAAGCGUGACCUGGUGUUCCUGGCCGACAUGCAGCCCGAGGAGAUACGCUACCGCCUCCAGCACUACUUCAAGUUCCUGUUCGUGCGAGAGCCCAUGGAGCGCCUCCUGUCGGCGUACAGGAACAAGUUCGGGGAGAUCGAGGCCUACCAGCGCAAGUAUGGCGUGGAGAUCGUGAAGCGCUACAGGAAGGGUGUGGGCCGCACGACGGGGGACGACGUGACGUUUGCCGAGUUCGUACGGUACCUGGUGGACGAAGACGUCGAGCGGAUGAACGAGCACUGGAUGCCCGUGUAUAACCUCUGCCAGCCGUGCGCCGUGCCCUAUGACUUCGUGGGCUCGUACGAGCGCCUGCAGAGCGAUGGUGACUAUGUGCUGCGGCGGGUGGGGGCCCCACCUAACGUCCACUUUCCCGAGCGCCAGAGCUGGUACCGGCCAAUCAGCGCAGAGACGCUGCAGUACUACCUCUGCAGCCUCCCACAAACCCUCCUGAGGGAACUGCUUCCGAAAUACAUCCUGGACUUCUCCCUCUUCACCUACUCGCUGCCGAACACAACCAGCCAGGCCUGCAGACACUGAGCUGCACGUCCACUCCCCCCCCCAACAGAAACCCCCCGGCUCGCAGACAUCGGAUGCACACCGCGGAGUGGGAGAGACCUCGUGAUUUCAUACUAUAAAUAUACAGCACUAUUUUCAUAGGAAGUUGCAUUUUUUUUUUACUUUUUAUACUUGCGUAUAUAUUUAGUGGAGAUUGAGUAGGAGUGAACAUGGACCACCGUAAGAAAUCAGAGACAGAAUAAAUUCUAUGCAACAACAAAAGUAUUAAAGUAUGAAGUUUGAAUACUACAUAUGUUUUAUAUCCUUAAAUUGUAAUAUUUUGGAUGACAGCUCCGAAAAAAGAAUAUUUUCUGAUACUGAAUCAAGCCAAGUCACUUAUCGUGACUACAAAUCCUGAAGGGUAAUUAUGCAAAAACAUAUUAGGAGGUUUUACUCCAGUAUAUCACAGCUGUGAUUUGGUUGUAGGCACAACCAAAUCGAAUAGGUAACAGUAAUAAGCCAUAAUAGAUACUUUGCUUGAUUAUUUAUUUAAAGAUUUACGAGCCUCCACAAAAACAAAUCGUUCCCACCAGCCAACUCUUGACUUUUGCCAAGUAACACAAACGUUACAAGGUAACACAGCUCACUCUCUCCCAACUACUUUGUUUCAUUUAAAUACAACGGUUUUUAGAUACUAUGGUGUUAAAUUAGUGCCAAAAGUCGCGCACAUAAAAACCACGCGCGCGUAUGUGCUCGAGAGCAGAAAAUCCAUGCUCUCUACGCGCUCGCGAUUGCACAGCACCUCCAAUAUUCAUUAUGACCAACUUAACUCUUUAAUUAUCCAGCCCUCUUUGCUAAUGCUCAGUUACAGUGACGCUUAAACUAAAAGGCAGUCUUGGUUAAAUAUAAAUACAUGCUGUGUUUCUGCCUUGUUUUAGAAAUGGAUCUUUAAGCAUCAGAGACAACCAAGAAAGUAUCUAAGAAGUGAUAUUACUUUUCUGGGACCUCCUUGGAGAAAUGCCAGACUGCUGGGCAGUGCUCAGUUCUGUGGUCAGAAAGGUUUAUUUAUAAAUAUCAACCUAUUCCCAUGUGAAUGUUGUAGUGCCAGCUUACAGUGGAAGACUAAUCAGUCGUGAAGUGAAACUUAUAAAUUAAAACUUGUCCAUAACUGUAAAUUCAGGCUUCUGUCACGUUUGUGUAUUUAAAUGUCUUAUGUCAUUUAAUAUUCUGUAAAUGAAACUUUUAAACUUGAGCACAAAGACUUUUGACAGAAUAUUUUUGCUCCAUGCUUUUUAUAUGAAACGUAUUUUCCAUUGCUUGUAUUAGUAAAUUAACAAAUAAAGACUGCUUCAGUUGCGUAA
This is a messenger RNA of Brienomyrus brachyistius, 2553 nucleotides long. It is a transcript of the gene chst14, whose product is annotated as carbohydrate (N-acetylgalactosamine 4-0) sulfotransferase 14. The transcript is spliced from 2 exons. NCBI's taxonomy places the organism in Eukaryota, Metazoa, Chordata, Actinopteri, Osteoglossiformes, Mormyridae. Bases 128 to 1234 code for a protein of 368 amino acids. Gene Ontology annotation, biological process: dermatan sulfate proteoglycan metabolic process; carbohydrate biosynthetic process. The record is from RefSeq and is a predicted model, not a curated record. Gene Ontology annotation, molecular function: sulfotransferase activity. Gene Ontology annotation, cellular component: membrane.